Ceratina calcarata is the source of this 2281-nucleotide messenger RNA. It is a transcript of the gene Pgant35A, whose product is annotated as polypeptide N-acetylgalactosaminyltransferase 35A. The coding region runs from base 121 to 2067 and encodes 648 amino acids. Gene Ontology annotation, molecular function: Notch binding; polypeptide N-acetylgalactosaminyltransferase activity. Gene Ontology annotation, cellular component: Golgi apparatus. The record is from RefSeq and is a predicted model, not a curated record. Gene Ontology annotation, biological process: regulation of Notch signaling pathway; protein O-linked glycosylation. Lineage: Eukaryota; Metazoa; Arthropoda; Insecta; Hymenoptera; Apidae. The transcript has 7 exons.
GGUUCGUUCCAAGAUGGUGGACCACACGUUUUACAGUGUUCGUGCAUUCGAUAUUGAACUAAACGUCAGAAUGUAAUUCACAGUUAAAUCGGAUUAAUAAGCGAACACACGACCGCAAUAAUGGUUAUGAUGUCACCGAGGCAAAGUUGGUUUCUCUCAGGCAUAGUAAUGGCCUCGGUAACGUGGGCUUUCAGCCUUUAUCUUUACUCGAAAUUAUCCCAAAACAACAACACUGCCAAUCCUACGACGAUCGUGUUGGACAGUUCGAAAUUCGGCAAAUUAUCAGCGCUCGAUCCGAAGAUCUAUAACGAUGUACAGCACAAUUUGCAGAACAAUCUAAUCGCUCACCGCGAUAAAGAAACUGCGAUAGGCAAAAGUAUCUAUAAUCUUAAGGGAAAUAGUUAUAGAAAUAGCGAUAAGCUGUUGCGACAACUGCAGCCUGUACCGGUGAAACCUGCUGUUACACUGGGACAAGGUUUGAGCGACGAACUGGGAAUGGUAAAAAAUUUCGAGGAUCAAUGGAAACGGGACGAAGGAUAUAAAAAUUUCUCCUUCAACGUUCUAGUGUCAGACAAUAUCGGUUUGCACAGAGAGUUGCCCGACACCAGACACAAAUUGUGCAAACUGCAAGAGUAUUCGAACCGACUGCCGAACGCCAGUAUCGUCAUCUGUUUCUACAACGAGCAUUACACGACGCUCUUAAGAUCCUUGCACUCUAUCGUCGACAAAACUCCUGCAGAUCUGUUGCACGAGAUCAUCUUGGUGAACGAUUGGAGCGACAGCGAAGCUCUACACGAGCAGGUUAAAGCGUACACUUCCGGUGACAAUUUCAACGGUACGGUCAAGUUGUUUAAAACGGAACGGCGAGAGGGAUUGAUUAGGGCGAGAAUGUUCGGCGCGAGGAGAGCGACUGGGAAAGUUCUGAUCUUCUUGGACAGUCACGUAGAAGUGAACGAGAAAUGGAUAGAGCCUCUACUCUCACGGAUCGCUCACUCGAACACUAUUGUACCGAUGCCGGUCAUCGAUAUAAUUAAUCCGGACACGUUCCAAUACACCAGCAGCCCUCUCGUGAGAGGUGGAUUCAACUGGGGCUUACACUUUAAAUGGGACAAUCUGCCGGUUGGAACGCUGGCGCACGACCAAGACUUUGUAAAGCCUAUAAAGUCCCCGACGAUGGCCGGAGGAUUGUUCGCGAUCGACAGAGAGUAUUUCACAAAGUUGGGAGAGUACGAUGCUGGAAUGGACAUCUGGGGCGGCGAAAAUCUCGAAAUCUCGUUCAGAAUAUGGAUGUGCGGCGGCAGUAUCGAAUUGAUACCGUGCUCGAGAGUCGGGCACGUGUUCAGAAGGAGGAGACCAUACGGCGCGUACGACCAACACGAUACCAUGCUGAAAAAUUCGUUGCGCGUCGCGCACGUAUGGCUAGACGAGUACAAGGAUUACUUUUUAAAGGGCAUCAAGCAGAUCGAUUACGGCGACAUCUCCGACAGGCUAAAGUUACGAGAACGAUUGAAUUGCAAGAAUUUCGAAUGGUAUUUGAACAAUGUGUAUCCCGAGUUAGCAUUGCCAGAUGACGGCAACGAUAAAUUGAAAGACAAACGUCGGGUCAGAGUCGAACAGAAACCGAUGCAACCGUGGCACUCUAGAAAAAGGAAUUACACCGACGAGUAUCAAAUCAGACUUUCGAAUUCCGCGUUAUGCGUUCAAAGCGAAAAGGAUAUCAAAACGAAGGGCUCAAAACUUGUCCUGGCACCGUGCUUGAGAAUUAAAUCGCAGAUGUGGUACGAGACCGACAAGAAAGAACUGGUACUAGGACAGAUGCUCUGCAUGGAAGCGGUCGAAAGAAUACCGAAACUUGGCAAAUGCCACGAGAUGGGAGGCAAUCAAGAGUGGCUUCAUAAAAAUGCUAACGGUACACCUGUUUAUAACAUGGCAGCUGGUACGUGUUUAGGAGUGCUGCGAGGUGCAACAAGUGCUCAAGUUAUAAUGGAUCUGUGCAAGAAGACUGACACGAGCUCCAUAUCGUGGGAUUUGGUACGCUCAAAAAUUUACUCGAACGAAAUGAGAUGAUACCGGAGAAUAUCAGAACGAGAAAGAACGAAAAAGAGUACUAUACUAUGGAGAAAAUGAAAUUGGUAGAACGAUAAAUUCCGAGGGGUAUUUGUGAUAUAAAUCGGCUUAUUGUACAAGUUUUUCGAUUCUUUUUAUACUUUACCGUUUAUACGUUCUUCUUUUUAUAAAACCAUGUGGCUUCAAAUAAACACGAGAUCGUUGACAUACCUUU